Messenger RNA from Taeniopygia guttata (zebra finch), 2695 nucleotides. The record is from RefSeq and is a predicted model, not a curated record. NCBI's taxonomy places the organism in Eukaryota, Metazoa, Chordata, Aves, Passeriformes, Estrildidae.
UAUAUAUAUAGAGAGAUAUAUACUCAUCCUAGAGGCUUGAGUAUGUUUCAUGAGAUGUAACUAAAACCUGUAAGAUUUGCUCAACACGUUUGUUUAAAAGGUCUUUUGCCUGUUUUCCCCUACUUUUUGCAGUGGUUGUAAGUCAAAUUAAAAGUUUUUUGUGUUUACUUUAGCUGUUUCUUUCUGGUUAGAUUUAGGGUUUUUAUAGGUCCCCUGUUAAGUGCCAGCCUCAGUUCAGGUGGGAACUGUCUGCUGCAACUGCUUUAAAAGUGAAUUUAAGUUUGUCAUGUUUCCUUGUUCUGCCACAGAGCCUUGUAGCUGGAUUGCUGGAUUUUGUUUAUUGUUGCCGUUCAAUGCACUGUUGUUGUGCUAGGAUGUAUUUUCUUAUGAACAUGGGAGUUGUAGUCACAUUAGUGUGGAAAUAAAACAGAUUUAGUUCAUUUCUAGCAGGCUUCAGAAAGGAGGAAGGAGGUGGAACCUCACUAUCUCAAACUACUGUGCAUUGCUGAAGCACUUCACUGGAACUCUUGUCCAAGAAGCAUAUUUGCAAGCCUUUGGGUGUAUUCUGUGUGAUAUGAUGAGGCCAGAUUUCAGUUUCCAGACAAACUUUCAGUCUCUUCAUGUCCUGCCACCUUGUCUUCUACUGCGCGUGGAGAGGCCAUUGAUGCCAUUCUGAUGUACAGCCAAAAUGUGGAAGAACUUCUGAGGCGCAGGAAAGUCUGCAGGGAAAUCAUCUUCAAGUAUUUGGCAGCACAGGGAGUCGCGGUGCCUCCCUCCUCGGAGAAGCACGUCCUGAUCGAGCGUGUGAGGCAGCUCUGGAGCAGGCAGCUCACGGCUCCAGCCCCGGAGCCCGGGCACAGAAAACCUCCUGUGCAGAGUCAUGGAAGUGGGCAGAAGUCUCCACAAGAUGAGAUUGGUGGUCUAGGAGGAGAAUUCUGCCAGUGGUACUUUGAACUCCUGAACUCUCAGCACCCUUUGGGAGUAAAAUCUGCAGCAACAUGGGGACCACAGCAUUUUUGGGAGGAUGCCAAACUGAAGUUCUGUUACAACACUUUGGAAAAAAACGUGGAACAAUAUGUGGGUGCAGACAUGGUGAGCCUGCGCCUGCUGUCCUUGGUUAAAGAAGAAUGUCUCCUCUUCAACCCAAAUUUGCGUUCCAGUGGCCUGAAAUGUGCCAUGUCCCCUCAUGGAUUGAUGCUGGUGGCAGUGGCUGGCACAGUGCACAGGGACAACGCUUGUUUGGGUGUCUUUGAGCAAAUCUUUGGGCUCAUCAGCUGCCCCGUGAGGAAUAACACCUGGAAAAUAAAACUGGUGAACCUUAAGAUAGUAGGGCAGAACACUCUGGAGCCUGGGAUGCGAAUGGAAGAACCUUCCAUAAAAUAUGAGUCAAGCCAACUGAGAGAGUUCUAUGAUGGACAUGAACUGAAUGUGUUUGAACCUUGAACUUCUGAGCAUUUUGUCACAGCUGGGUGAGGGGCUGGGUUCUUGUUGCCAUACAGUUUCCCUUCUCUGAGUAAGAGUUGCUGAGUGGCAAGCUGAGAUACAGGGUAUUAACACAGGUGAUGCUUGUGGGCACUUUCCAAGAGCUAGCAAAUAUUUCAUGGGCAUUCCUUCAGGUUUUGCACUAUGUUUCAUGGAGUGGAGUUCGGUGCUUCAUGGUUGUAUUGAAAUAUGGAUUGGCAGCCAUGUGUAAUGAGGGGUUCACAAACUGCAAAUUCUCUUCAGGACACCAGUUGAAACUCUUACCUGAGCUGUAGCAGGAAAUCAUUGCAUCUGGCUUUUGAAAUUGAGGAGGUCUUAAAUGUCUAAAUGGACAUCUGAGUCCCAAGUAAACCAGUAGAAAACCCAAAACAAAACACUGUGAUUUGAAGCAGCUGCUGUGGGUGUUCUAAAUGUGCUUUAAUGGGACAAUGCAGGGAACUUGGCGCUUUUUUUAACUUCUUUGCCUUGAUUUCUUCCUGUCCUUUCACCUUAUGGUUCCAAUUUUGUCGUGACUACACACAAGUUGUGCUGUCUGUGUCCCCAAGCAGACAAACUUGAGAUGGUUGCCCAUUUCUAGCACUGAUUGUCUUGGAUCAAUAACUUGAUUUGAAAAUUUGCGGCAACAUUGUAUGAACUAAAUGCUCUGAUAGUUAUUUUGGAUAUAAUUACAACAGAGUUUUUAAUAUAAUAGUUGUGAUUUUUGUAUGUUUUCUCAAAAAAAGUAUUUUGUUUACUCUUAGCUGCUUUAUUACAGGUACUGAAAGUUUAUUUGUUACCACUGUGUGGUUACAAUGAUAGGUCAUGCUAAGAAAAGUAUCCAAUUACUACUGAAUAACUGAAAUUAUUGCCAGUGUAAAACUUGAUUUUUUUAUACUCUAUUUAUUUAUAGGGGGUUAGAGGUGAAAACUUCUUUUUCUGCAUCUUGUUUGGAUUGUUUGGGAGUUUGUUUUACUUUUGUGGUUUCAGUAUUUAAAGUUCUGAAAACAUAAACAUUCCCCAUAACUUAGCAGAACCAGAAGAACUGUUCCCAGGUUUGUCUUGGUAAAGUAUGGCUGGGUGAGAGGAAACAAGAAGGUUCAGGUGUGCACAGAACUGAUUCUUGUGAACAGUCUGAAUCUUGCUUUCUCCUUAAAGUAAUUUCUUGUCUAAGCAAAAGUUCAGAUACUGUGUUGGGAUGUUCUUUCUCAAUAAACAGCUGAGUUGUGACUUCUGA